AGGCGCUGCUCUCAUGAUGAUGAUGAUGAUGAUGAUGAUGAUUGUGUAGCUGCAGCAGCAGAGUGCAGCAGACCCUGAACUGGGAGGAGGAAAUCAGCGGCAGCGCAGACAGAAAACUUUCGGCAAUUUUUGGGUUGUAUUUAGGGUUGAAGAUGAGCGAAGCAGAGCAGCCCAGACUUGAGCUUUUCGUAAAGGCAGGAAGUGAUGGUCAGAGUAUCGGCAACUGUCCCUUCUCUCAGCGUCUAUUCAUGGUCCUGUGGCUGAAAGGAGUGACCUUCGACGUCACCACAGUGGAUAUGAAAAGGAAACCAGACAUCCUAAAGGAUCUGGCUCCUGGAGCUCAGCCUCCUUUCCUCCUGUACGGCGGCGAGGUUAAAACUGACACCAACAAAAUCGAGGAAUUCAUUGAGGAAACUCUCGCUCCUCCAAAAUAUCCCCGUCUGGCUGCUCGUAAUCCGGAGUCCAACACAGCAGGAGUGGACGUCUUCUCCAAGUUCUCUGCUUACGUCAAGAACUCAAACCCUCAGACUAACGACAAUCUAGAGAAAGGCCUUCUGAAGGCUCUGAAGAAGCUGGACGACUACCUUGGCUCCCCACUUCCUGACGAGAUUGACGAGAAUAGCGCUGAUGAGGUCACUUCCUCAACACGCCCUUUCCUGGAUGGCCAAGACCUAACUCUGGCAGACUGCAACCUGCUGCCAAAGCUGCACAUUCUGAAGGUGGUGUGUUUGAAGUACAGAAAGUUUACCAUUCCCGAGUCUCUGACAAACGUCUGGAGGUACCUGAACUCUGCAUAUGCCAGGGAGGAAUUUAGCUCAACCUGUCCGAUCGACGAGGAGAUCCACAUGGCUUACUCAUCUGUAGCUAAAGCUCUCAAGUAGGAAGAGGAUGCACAAUGUGAAAGUAAAAAGAAUAAUCCACACAGACGACAGUUAAGCAAAUAUUCACUCUGUAAACCACCCAGAUCUGUUUCCCUGACGAUGGGUGUUCCCUUAAAUCCAUGUUUACCUUUUAAUACCAUUGGAAGUCAGAGAUCACACCCACCCACAGGUGUAUCUUUGUACUUUAGACAGGAUCCGUUUACAUCAGCAGGGAGGUGAGGGCAGGUGUAGACAAUCCAGGAAAAACUCUUCGGAUUAUAUUUUUAAAAACAUUUAGCAAAACAUAUUUUUACAAAAAAAAUUUUUUUUACUGAUGCUUUUUUAUUGUUUUACCUUUAUUUAUGUACUUCAUCAAGUCAAUUCAGAGGUAGGUUUUAUGAGGUUCUAAAAUACAAUAUGGGUCCAUUUAUUCUCACCUUAAAAGAGGUAUCUGCCACUAACAUAGCAAAAUAGUGCUUUAUUUAAAUCUUAGUAUGGCAUGAGAUUCUACCUGAAUGAUAACCUUGAGAUAAAAAAAAAAAGUUUAAGAUAAGAUCACAAUACAAAAUAGUGUUACACAAUAAUUUCUACUCCUGCUGAAUUUCAACAGUUGCCGUGACACCAGCUGCUCCGUCCCGGAUGUACAAUCCGUACCAUCUCAAAAUCUCAAAAAUACUAGGCGUCCUAAAAUAUAAUGUGUUAAAGAUUAAAAAUAUAUUUCCUGAAAAAAUAAAUGCCUUAAAAUCUUUUCUGUUUUAUCAAUCAUCUGUGCCCAACAUGCACCAAAAAUGACAUCCUACGCUACUUCUGGGGGGUAACCUUUUUAGCUUUGGAUUUACACAUAAAUCUAAGCCUUUUUGAGUUUAAUAUUUUCCUUUCGUGUUAACAUUAUGGUAUAUAGCGCAUAAUCUAAAGAAAAAAAGCAAGUAAAAUGCAGAUAAACAUGGUUUAAUCAUAUUUUGCGGGACAGCUCUGAGCAUAUCUGAUGAUGACGUCAGAGAAGCAGUUUAAUGUAGAAAAUGUAAAAAGCAUCAAAAUUAUCUCAGAAAAGUCAUAAAACAAUAUCAGCUUUUAGACUCAGCAGGGAGAAAAAAUUCAACAAAUUGGGUUCCUUUUUUAAAAGAAAACUGUAAGUAACAAGCUCGCUUCAACUUUCUAGAUUUCAAGUCUCCAACAGAAAAUUGUUCUUCAGCCAUUUUCAUUUCUGUUACUUCAGCACUAGAAGAAAAAAAUAAUGUUUUUCUAGUUUUGGUCACAUCUUCAGCAUAUACACAUCAAUGUUUUGCCCUUCUCCAGUUUUAUAUAUUCUCGAGGAGUAUUAUUUGAACAGACACAAAGCUGUCUUCCUGAUUAAACUUUCAUUUCAUUUAGAAUUACCUUUUUCAAUGUUCAAUUAGAGAAGGGAUAUUUUCACACCAGCAAAGGUUUACCUGCCAAGGAGUCAUUUUGAGGUUUAAUCACAGCUGUUUCCUGCAGAUUUUAUUAUGGACAAAACAAAGCUCUUUACUGUUGGACAUUAUGCAUUUUAAACAAAGUUCAUAUUCAUCAUGGUGCAUGCCAGAGAGGAAAGCCGCACAGACUGAGGCAGCACCGAAAACAGUUAAACAGGAAACUGUUUCAAUAGACGCGGGUUUCCCCUUCCUACGCUCCUGAAGCAAGCGUGACGGAUUAUUUAAGAUUAGUGAGCGUGUUUGUGAUCCGCUUUGAAGGCCUCUUAUUAAUAAUCACAUCAAUAGAAGGGAGGCUGUGAGUAUAAAGACUUCUGUAAACUAAAAAAGGAGAAGGUUUAAUAAAAAUACAUUUUAAAAAUGAAACCAACUCGUUAGCUUUUUUGCUUUCACUAUUAUUUAAUACUUUAUCACUGCACCUGUAUGAGGCGCAAUAAAGGACGUAUCAAGGAAUGGUGGAAUUAGACCUGGACAAGUUUUAAACUGUAGCUCCAAGGGACAGUGCUGAGAUUUUUACACUCAUCAUAACAAAUGGAGGAUUAGAUAGCUAUCAUAUGCUUUUCUGGCUGUAAAAAAGAAAAAUAAACAUUUUGGCAUUAGUGGCAUUUUUUCUCAAGGUUAUCAGGAUGUCAGAAUUUUAUACUGGAUAGUCUAAAUUAACUUUUGUUU
This is a messenger RNA of Cyprinodon variegatus (sheepshead minnow), 2977 nucleotides long. It is a transcript of the gene clic1, whose product is annotated as chloride intracellular channel 1. The coding region runs from base 153 to 881 and encodes 242 amino acids. The transcript has 7 exons. Lineage: Eukaryota; Metazoa; Chordata; Actinopteri; Cyprinodontiformes; Cyprinodontidae. The record is from RefSeq and is a predicted model, not a curated record.